AUGGCCUCCGGCGGCAACCCCAACCCGACCGGCGCCCCCACCCAGCCGCGCCCACCGCAUCCGCAGCAGCAGCCUCAACCGGGCGGCUCACCGGCAACGCCCAUGACCCACCUCCGCCCUCCCUCCCUCGCCGGCUCCCCCUUCCAGGGCCUCUUCCACACACCGCCCACCCACAACCCCGCCUUCCAGAUCCACAUGGGCGCUUCGUCCUCGCCCCAGACUCCGCUCAUGGCCGCCACCGCAGGCUCGGCCAAGCGGCCCCCGCAGAAGCCCCCCGUCCGGCCCCCUGGCCCCGGCUCUACCUCGUCGGCCGCGGCAGCCUCGGCGGCUGCCGCGUACAAGGCUGCGGCCGCGGCGGCGGCCGUGGCCAACUCCGGGGGCGUCGACCUCACCCCCGCCGCGCGGCGCAACAAGAAGCGCAAGCUCCCCGAGAAGCAGCUCCCUGACCGCGUCGCCGCGCUGCUCCCAGAAUCCGCGCUCUACACGCAGCUGCUCGAGUUCGAGGCCCGCGUGGACGCCGCGCUUGCGCGGAAGAAGGUAGACAUCCAGGAGGCGCUCAAGAUGCCGCCCUCGCUCCAGCGCACACUCCGCAUCUACGUCUUCAACACCUUUGCCAACCAGGGGCCGCGCACCAUCCCACCACCCAAGAAUGCCGAUCCGCCAACCUGGUCGCUCAAGAUCAUUGGUCGCGUGCUGGAGGAUGGCGCCGAGCUGGAUCCUGCCAGUGUUGUGCCCAAGCACAACCCAGUGUACCCCAAGUUCUCCCAAUUCUUCAAGAGGGUGACGAUAGCGCUGGACCCGUCUCUGUACCCAGAGAAUCCGCUCAUCAUCUGGGAGAAUGCACGAACAGCUGCCCAGCAGGAAGGGUUUGAGGUAAAGAGGAAAGGGGAUAAGGAGUUUGUUGCAAACAUCCGGCUGGAGAUGAACUACAACCCUGAGAAGUUCAAGCUGUCACAGCCGCUUAUGGAGGUGCUUGGGGUGGAGGUGGACACUCGUGCACGAGUGAUUGCUGCCCUCUGGCAGUAUAUUAAGGCAAAGAAGCUUCAGAACCCAAAUGAUCCUUCCUUCUUCAUGUGUGACCCUCAAUUGAAGAAGGUGUUUGGGGAGGACAAGCUCAAGUUUGCAAUGCUGUCACAGAAGAUAUCUCAGCAUCUGUCUGCCCCACCACCCAUCAACUUGGAGCACAAGAUUAAGCUGUCAGGGAAUGGAGCGCAUAGCAGUGCUUGCUAUGAUGUGCUGGUGGAUGUUCCCUUCCCGCUGCAGAAAGAGAUGAUGGCGUUCCUUGCCAACACAGAGAGCACAAGGACAUUGAGGCCUGCAACGAGGAGGAGGGCAUUCUUCCUGGGUUUCAGCCAGUCCCCAGUGGAGUUCAUCAAUGCACUGAUAGCUUCCCAGAGCAAAGAUUUAAAGUUGGUCGCCGGCGAGGCGAAUAGGAACAUUGAGAAGGAAAGACGUGCUGACUUCUAUAACCAACCAUGGGUUGAAGACGCCGUUAUAAGAUACUUGAACCGCAAACCGGCUAAUGAGGGCCCAGGUGGUGGCGCUGGUGGUUCUUGA
Miscanthus lutarioriparius is the source of this 1557-nucleotide messenger RNA. Lineage: Eukaryota; Viridiplantae; Streptophyta; Magnoliopsida; Poales; Poaceae. The record is from the annotation of a GenBank genome assembly.